Messenger RNA from Anopheles funestus (African malaria mosquito), 3360 nucleotides. RefSeq lists its product as uncharacterized. Gene Ontology annotation, molecular function: nucleic acid binding. NCBI's taxonomy places the organism in Eukaryota, Metazoa, Arthropoda, Insecta, Diptera, Culicidae. The coding region runs from base 1 to 3360 and encodes 1119 amino acids. The record is from RefSeq and is a predicted model, not a curated record. The transcript has a single exon.
AUGGCGCUUACGGAAUACUUCUCUUUGGAGUCCAUCGGGGUCGGCGCUCCGCGUAAACUUAUGCCGAAAGAGGAAGAACGAGCGAACACAAUUUUGAAAACCGGAACGCGCCUACUGGGAGAUCGCUACGAGACCUGUUUGCUGUGGAAGUAUGACGACGUGCGUCUUCCAUGCAACCGCGAGAUGGCACUCAAACGUCACAUGUGCCUGAAAAGGAAAUGCGAUAAGGACCCGGGAUUAGCUAAGGCAAUUAGCGAAAAGAUGCGUGAGUACGCAGACAAGGGGUACAUUCGACGUGUACCGGAAGAGGAGAUCGCAGAAAGAAAGGAAAGGGAUUGGUAUUUACCAAUUUUCCCAGUUUACAACCCGAAUAAGCCCGGAAAGCUGCGUAUGGUGUUUGACGCUGCUGCGCAGGUACACGGGGUGAGCCUGAAUACGUUCCUACUAGCCGGUCCGGACCAACUAGUGGGGCUGGUACAGGUGUUACAUAAGUUCCGGGAGAAUCGAAUCGCCGUAACGGGAGACAUCCGCGAAAUGUUCUUCCAGGUAAGAAUGAACCCCGCGGACCAACGAAGCCAACUGGUGUUCUGGGAUGAUGGCAGCAAGCGGAAUGGUGAACCCGUAGUGUACGCCGUUUCUGUGAUGACCUUUGGUGCAGCUUGCUCGCCUGCUGGGGCACACUUCGUUAAGAACCUGAAUGCGGAGAGGUUCGCUGACCGUUUUCCACGAGCAGCGGAAUGCAUCAAAUUCGAGCAUUAUGUGGACGAUAUGCUGGCCAGCGUCGAAACCGUGGAGGAGGCAGUUACCCUGGCGGAAGACGUACGAUACGUCCAUUCGCAGGGCGGGUUCGAGAUCCGGAACUGGCUCUCUAAUGCCAAGGAGGUCGUGCAUAAGCUCCGGUGGGGAGCUAACAACGAAAUGUGUGUGGACAUGAGUGCAGGACAAGGUACCGAGAAGGUUCUGGGUAUGUGGUGGAAUACCGAGAGUGAUGUGUUUACCUUCCGUAUAAAUCCGCGCAUCGAUGAGAAGCUGCUAACGGGUGGUAGACUCCCGACAAGACGCGAAGUGUUGAGCAUCCUGAUGAUGAUUUACGACCCUCUAGGACUUAUUGGCCAUUUCUUAAUGUUCCUUAAGAUACUCUUGCAGGACCUGUGGAGAUCCGGAAUCCAUUGGGACAAAACCGUUGAAGGCGAAGCUGCAAAGAAAUGGUUAAGGUGGACUGGGUUACUACCGGAACUAGAGAAGCUGGCGAUAAGGAGAUGCUAUCGGAACAUAACAUCAUCAGAUGUUCCAUGCGUGCAAUUGCAUGUAUUUACCGAUGCGAGUCAAAACGGGAUGGCCGCAGUUGCUUACCUACGUUUCGAGGAAAACAACACAGUGGAGUGCGCGCUGAUCGGUUCAAAAACACGUGUGGCCCCACUGAAGUUUCUGUCGAUACCGCGUCUGGAGCUUCAAGCAGCCGUGAUUGGAGCGCGUUUUGCGGACCACAUCGCGAAAACACAUCGAUUGAGGAUCAGCAAGAGGGUUUUCUGGACGGACUCUCGAAACGUCGUGAGCUGGAUAAGGUCGGACCACAGGCGUUACACUCCCUUUGUCGCCUUCCGGGUGAGCGAACUUUUGGAACUAACCAGUGUUAACGAUUGGCGAUGGCUCUCUACUAAGGUUAACGUAGCGGACGACGGAACGAAGUGGCAAGGAGACCCUGGUCUGACAUCAUCCAGCAGAUGGUUCCGUGGUCCAGAGUUCCUGUGGGAAGCAGAAGAGAAAUGGCCUAUAAACAAAGAUAACCCAGGCGAGUCAACGGAGGAAAUACGCAAGAGCGUAUUGCACCUUUCCGUAAUCCGUAAUGCGGUGGUCAACUUCUCUCGGUUUUCACGAUGGAAGAAGUUGUUGAGGACGGUGGGCUACAUUCACCGAUACGCUGGCAACCUUCGUCGACGAGCUAGGCGAGCUGAUAAGGUUGUAGGACCACUGACGCAGGAGGAACUACUGGCGGCUGAGCGGUCACUAUACAUCUGGGUGCAGUUGGAUGGGUUCGCUGGCGAUAUCAAACGGCUGAAAAGUGACGUGAAGAAGAAGCAUCCCUGGAAGAAGGUGGUAAAACGAGACAGCGUACUGUUCAAGUUAUCACCAGAAAUAGACGGAGAAGGUGUAUUAAGGAUGCAGGGACGAUUAGACAAUCGUUCAACGCUAGGUGCUUCGCUGGGGAAGCCCGUUAUCUUACCUAGACGACACCCGGUCACGGAUCUGAUUAUUAAGGAUUUCCAUGAGCGAUAUUGUCAUCAGAGCCAUGGAACGGUGGUGAGCCAACUCCGAUCGCGGUACUAUAUACCGAAGAUUUUGGUGGAGUUCAAUCGGGUUAGGCGCGGCUGCCAGAGCUGCAAGAUUAGGAACGCUGUACCUAAUCCACCCCUGAUGGGGAACAUUCCCCGGCAGAGAAUUGCGGUGAACCAGCGAGCGUUCACAUACACCGGGCUGGAUUAUUUCGGACCAAUACUCGUGGUCGUGGGACGACAUUCCGAGAAGCGCUGGGGAGCGCUAUUCACUUGCCUCACGACAAGAGCCAUUCACCUCGAAUUGGCAUACGCACUAACGACUGCUUCAUGUAUUUUAGCGAUCCGUCGAUUUAUCGCCAGAAGAGGUCCUCCUAGGGAAAUAAUCAGCGAUCGGGGCACUAAUUUCGUGGGCGCGGCGAGAGAACUCAACAUCGCCCUGAAGGAUGUGGACGAAGACGCUCUUAAAACGAGAUUCAUCGGGCCAGUGCUGAAGUGGAGAUUCAACCCGCCGGCAGCACCUCAUUUCGGCGGCACUUGGGAGCGUCUUGUGCAAUCGGUAAAGAAGAUACUGUGCAGUUUCAAUUUACCGCGUCUACCAACAGAUGAGAUAUUGAUGUCAACGUUAACGGAGGUGGAAAUGAUGAUCAACUCAAGGCCACUUACCUACGUGCCGCUCGACGAGGAAUGGGACUGUCCAAUAACGCCGAACCACCUGCUACUAGGAAGCCCUGACGGGAGCAAACAAGCCGUUUGUUUGGACGACUCACCGGCAGCGAUACGGACGUCGUGGGGUGCCCUGCAAGUGAACGCGGAUAUAUUCUGGAAGCGGUGGAUUGCAGACUACCUACCAACGCUCACCCGCAGGACGAAAUGGUUCCACCCGGUGCCACCGAUUAAAGAGGGAGACGUGGUGGUGGUCGUGGAUGGGAACCUGCCUCGGAACACUUGGCCGAUGGGACGUGUACUAGAAGUGACCCGUGCGAAGGACGGCCAGGUUAGGCGAGCGAAAGUGCGAACGGCAAGCGGGAUUUUAGAAAGACCGGCAACGAAAUUAGCGGUGCUAGAUAUUGUAGGGAGCAGUUAA